UCGACUGCGCUGCGCUGUGCUGGAGAAAUGUCCGUGGCAUCGCUCGUGGACAAGGCGACCAGCGAUCUGCUCAUCGGCCCGGAUUGGGGGAGGAAUUUGGAGAUUUGCGACGCGCUCAACAAUGAUCCAGGGCAAGCAAAGGAGGUUGUCAAGGCGGCCAGGAAGCGGCUGGCGCACAAGAAUCCGACUGUCCAGCUCCUCACUCUCACCGUCCUGGAGACUCUGGUGAAGAAUUGCGGAGACGCUGUCCACCAGCAAGUUGCCGAGAAGGAUGUUUUGCACGAGAUGGUGAAGAUUGUCAAGAAGAGGGGCGACUUGAGCGUGCGAGAGAAGAUACUCGGCUUGCUGGAUUCGUGGCAAGAGGCAUUUGGUGGCCAGAGAGGAAGGUACCCGCAGUUCUUUUCCGCGUAUGAUGAACUCAGACGGUCGGGAGUGGAUUUUCCCCAGCGUCAAGAUGCUCCGCCUAUCUUCACUCCUCCUCAGUCGCAUCCUAUCACUGCAUAUCCAGCCCCGGGAUUUGUAGCAGCAGCAGCAUCACCGGAGCCGCCAUUGCCACCACUGGACGUAGAUAUCCAGCGCCUGAGCUUAGCGGACCUUGACAGUGCAAGGAGCGGGAUGGAGGUUCUCUCGGAGAUGCUCAACGCGAUCGAUCCUCGAGAUAAAUCGGCUUUGAGGGAGGAGCUCAUUGUGGAGCUUGUGGAGCAAUGCCAACGGACGCAGAAGCAAGUCAUGCAUCUCGUCAGCACCACGUCCGACGAGACACUCUUGUUUCAGGCUCUUUCCUUGAACGACGACUUGCAGAAAGUCCUUGCCAAGCGUGACGCAAUGGCGUCGGGUGCUACUCCGGCCGCGGGAAAACAGCCAGAGGCUCCGCCUGCUCCUGUUUUCCCACGCGUGGAGGAGGAAGGCGAAGAUGACUUCGCACGGCUUGCUCGCAGAAGCCGGCAAAACUCGGAUCAGCCUGCUCCGAAACCAAGCGCUCCCCCUCAACUCGUCCGGAUUCCCGGCCCUCCAGUCCCGCAAACGAGAAUCCAGCCUCCUUCCAACAACAAGUCGACGAAACCAACGAGUGAAGAUCUCCUCAGCGGCGAAGCUUUCGGCGCUGGUGGAGCCGCGAGUGACUCGAAGAAAGCUGCUGUGCUACACACGCAUGGCCUGGACGAGUUGGAGGAGCCGGAGGAGAACAUCAACCCGUUCGCCUUGCGCAAGCAGCCUUCCAACGGCGCCGCGCCUGCGACUUCAACUCCGCAACCUCUCCCUCCGCCGCCACAGAAGAACUCCCAGCGCCAGCAGUUUUUCCAGCACCACAGGCCAGUGUGGGACGAGGAUCGAUCAGAGCAAGAACACAUGCACAACCCAUACGCCGCGCUGUUCGAUCAGCCCAAGCAGCAGCAGCAGGCCGAGAAGCCGACGGCGAUGUCGAGCAGCGCGACGCCGAGCAGCAGCAACAGCCUGUUCAGUGAUCUUGUCGAUCUCCAAGGCGCGAGGAUGAAACGAUUGUAAGCUAGACGAAGGCGGCAUAUCCCGUGUGUGAAUGGGAAGAAGAUUCCGGGUGCUGAGGUGGACGGUGCUGACGUGGAGGGUGCCACGUCGGAUCUAGGUCGUUGUAGAGGUAGCGAGCGAGGGGAAAGAGGGGACAGUUUGUUGGCUGUGGCGCUCUCUCUCUCGCUCCCUCUCGUGUCAGUUUUUAGGGUUUUCUCGUCUCGCGCUCUCUCUCUCGCUCUCGCUCGCGCGCGCGCGCUACUGCUCGUGGCCACAACAAUGUCAGAGAAGAUCGUGGAGAAGUCGGCCGUGUUGGAGCGCAAGGCAAUCAUCAAGAAUGCGGACAUGACCGAGGAUAUGCAGCAAGACUCCAUCGAAUGCGCGUCCCAGGCCCUGGACAAGUACAAUGUGGAGAAGGACAUUGCGGCCUACAUCAAGAAGGAAUUCGAUAAAAAGUAUAACCCGACAUGGCAUUGCAUCGUCGGCCGCAACUUUGGAUCAUACGUGACUCACGAGACCAAGCACUUCAUCUACUUCUACUUGGGCCAAGUCGCAGUGCUGCUCUUCAAGUCGGGCUGAUCGAUCAUGAUCACUCGAUCACCCACACACACACACUCUACUAUAUGGAUUGAGCAGCAUCAAUAUCGCAUCCCUUUGUUUCUA
Messenger RNA from Selaginella moellendorffii, 2145 nucleotides. Its product is annotated as TOM1-like protein 4. The record is from RefSeq and is a predicted model, not a curated record. The transcript is spliced from 10 exons. The coding region runs from base 28 to 1503 and encodes 491 amino acids. Gene Ontology annotation, molecular function: phosphatidylinositol binding; ubiquitin binding. Gene Ontology annotation, biological process: protein transport to vacuole involved in ubiquitin-dependent protein catabolic process via the multivesicular body sorting pathway. Lineage: Eukaryota; Viridiplantae; Streptophyta; Lycopodiopsida; Selaginellales; Selaginellaceae.